Fragaria vesca subsp. vesca is the source of this 1817-nucleotide messenger RNA. Its product is annotated as GABA transporter 1-like. The transcript has 7 exons. The record is from RefSeq and is a predicted model, not a curated record. The coding region runs from base 132 to 1487 and encodes 451 amino acids. Gene Ontology annotation, cellular component: plasma membrane. NCBI's taxonomy places the organism in Eukaryota, Viridiplantae, Streptophyta, Magnoliopsida, Rosales, Rosaceae.
GAUGUAAAUGGUUCUUGCUUUGUCUAUAUCCUCACAAAAGAACAAAAUAUUUUCUCUCUUGUUGCUGGGUAGGAAUCGAUCUGUGGUUGUUAACUGGUUGCUAGAUAGGGUCAUAAUAUCCUAAUAGAAUUAUGGAGCCAGUAGUAUUAGCAACAGAGGAAGAGGAAGCCAACACUCCAAAGAAACUUGAUGCUGGAGCUCUAUUUGUGCUCAAAUCCAAAGGGUCAUGGUUGCACUGUGGAUAUCACUUGACAACAUCAAUUGUAGCUCCUGCACUCUUGAGUCUUCCCUAUGCACUUUCCCUGCUGGGAUGGUUUCCGGGCGUUAUAUGCCUCACUGUUUCAGCUAUGGUAACUUUCUAUUCAUACAACCUUCUGUCCUUGGUUUUAGAGCACCAUGCUCACCUUGGUCAGCGCCAGCUUCGCUUUCGAGACAUGGCCAGGGAUAUUUUGGGACCAAGAUGGGGAAGAUAUUUUGUAGGUCCGAUUCAAUUUGGCCUAUGCUAUGGCGCAGUUAUAGCUUGCAUUCUUUUAGGAGGACAGAGCCUUAAGUAUAUAUUUCUGCUCUCUAGUUCAAGGCCAGAGACCAUGAAACUCUACCAAUUUGUUAUUAUAUUUGGUGUCCUAAUGCUAGUAUUGGCACAAAUUCCAUCCUUCCACUCCUUAAGGCACAUCAACCUAGUCUCUCUGGUCCUUUGUGUUGCCUAUAGUGCCUGUGCCACAGCCGGUUCCAUAUACAUUGGAAAUUCGAUGAAUGCUCCUAAGAAGGACUAUUCCUUAAAUGGAAGCAAACAGAACAGCGUUUUCGGAUCCUUCAAUGCUAUUUCAAUCAUUGCUACCACAUAUGGCAAUGGCAUUAUUCCUGAAAUACAGGCAACUAUAGCACCGCCGGUCAAAGGAAAAAUGUUCAAGGGAUUAUGUGUAUGUUAUACGGUUGUACUUUCGACAUUUUUCAGUGUUUCUAUAUCAGGAUAUUGGGCAUUUGGUAAUCAGGCCAAAGGUACUGUUUUACUUAAUUUCCUAGUUGAUGAGAAGCCUCUGCUGCCAACUUGGGUUCUCUUGAUGACCAAUGUCUUCACCUUCUUGCAAGUAUCAGCUGUUAGUGUGGUUUACUUACAACCAACAAAUGAAGUCCUCGAACGCAAGUUCGUCAACGCGAAGAUUGAUCAGUUCUCUGUUAGAAAUGUAGUGCCAAGGUUGGUUUAUCGAUCAUUGUCUGUCGUGAUAGCCACAACUGUUGCAGCUAUGUUUCCUUUCUUUGGAGACAUCAAUGCUUUAAUCGGAGCAUUUGGUUGCAUUCCUCUCGACUUCAUAUUGCCGAUGGUGUUGUACAAUGUUGUAUUCAAGCCAUCCAAGUACAGCCUUCUUUUCUGGGGAAACACAAUAAUUGCUUCAAUAUUUUCAGCAUUAGGAGUGUUGGGGGCAAUAUCUUCAAUCCGUCAAAUAAUUCUUGAUGCUAACACCUACAGUUUGUUUGCUAACGUAUAGUGUGUAAGGCUUUAGCUUUUCUGAUAUAGAGGACACCAACUGCAAACUCGAUCUUGUUGCACAUUCCUAAAUUAUCAGAACUGUUUAUGUUCAUGUUUAUAUAAUUUUGCUGGAUGUCUCCAAAAGCAAAAGAAGCAAGAAGUUAGCUCAUGAAGACUGUUAGAAUGGUUAUAAAUCUUGAAACCUCGGUACAAAUCGUGUAAGAGGACCUCAGAGGUUACGCGAGAAUGCUCAAAAUAGGUGACUAGCUUCCUGAUCAGGGCAGGGCAUUCAUCUGAUGAGGCCAUGUUGGACACUUGGAUCACACUAUAUAUGAACAUUUUUUAUGUA